Lethenteron reissneri (Far Eastern brook lamprey) is the source of this 4224-nucleotide messenger RNA. Its product is annotated as cytochrome P450 3A8-like. The record is from RefSeq and is a predicted model, not a curated record. NCBI's taxonomy places the organism in Eukaryota, Metazoa, Chordata, Hyperoartia, Petromyzontiformes, Petromyzontidae. Gene Ontology annotation, molecular function: steroid hydroxylase activity; heme binding; oxidoreductase activity, acting on paired donors, with incorporation or reduction of molecular oxygen.
AAUAAUCCCCUGUGGGCUGGUGUAAGUAACCAAGAGGUUCCUACCAGUAUGAACCUCAUAACGGAACGUGCGUCUGUCACGGGGGAGCAUUUCCAACGCGUCGCGUCGCGCGAGUCGGUCAUUGACGGGCAAUUCGUGAAAAUGUCCACCGUUGGGAAUUAUUAUUAUACGUGUGUAGGAACAUUGCUGAAUUAUUACACAUUGUGUAGGGAAAAAAAAUGCGUGUUUAGGUUGUUGGCUGCACGGAACGGGGCGGGGGGGGUGAUGACAUCCAGGGUGUCUGAUUUUUGCCAAGACUUUAUUACAUAACUUGCCAACCUCCCAGUGAGCAGUCAUUAUAAUUUGAGCAACGCAGACGAUCGAGUUGUCGACCAGAAACGCUGCAAGACGGACACACAGAGAGACAGAGAGAGAGACAUACAGAGGGCGGUUGCUGUUCAACUUGCAGGUUGUCUUGGGUUUGGGGAAGUCAUUGACAGAUGCUGAGCAUAGCUCCUACCCCCAAACGUCCAGCGUGCGGCCAGACACAUAACCGCACACUAAUCGAAAGUUGUCACAGAUAUCCAGGAGGGGCGGGUGAGCGAGUCGCAACAAUAAACAAUAACAACGGCAAAACGUCGCAAUUAUUCGGUACAUUUCUUUAAUAACCUCGAACUUGUUUGGAGGGAAUCUGGCGUCUCGCUCCCAAGUGCGUCCUUUGUUUUUUGAAGCGAUUAUAUCUUCACAAUGGCUGACAUUUCCAGCCUGUUUGAAAUGUCUCCCCUCACCCUGGUUCUUAUAUUGGCUGCGUUCAUUUUGUCUGCAAUUGUCCUGCUAUGGCCAUACAGAAUCUUAAAGAAUAUGGGGGUUCCUGGCCCAACACCUGUGCCAAUACUUGGAACCUUCCACCACUACCGCAAGGGGUUCCGAGAAUUGGAUGAAGAGUGCUUCAAAAAGUACGGGAGAAUCUGGGGGCUUUACGAAGGUCGGCAGCCUGUGCUGAUGGUGGCUGACACAGGCAUGCUGAAACAAAUACUCGUCAAAGAUUGCCUGGAGUCCUUCACCAACCACCGGGUCUUUACAAAUAAUGGGAUCUUCGAUGACGCGCUCACCACAAUAGAAGACGAGCAGUGGAAGCGUGUCCGCAACGUGCUAUCCCCAACCUUCAGUGGCGGUAAAAUCAAGCAGAUGUGCCCUCUGAUUCAACGCUGUGCUGAUGUGUUGGUGCGUAACCUCCAUGAACUGUGCCAGUCGGGAAAACCAUUGGAUUUAAAAGAGAUUUUUGGGGCGUACAGCAUGGACGUGAUUGGAAGCACAGCGUUCAGCAUGGACGUGGAUUCUCAGAACAACCCCAAGGAUCCAUUUGUCGUUAAUGGCAAAAGCAUUUUGAAGAUCAACUUUUUGAAUCCACUGGUUAUUUUAAUUUUUCUCUUCCCAUUUUUGAGCCGACCGCUGGAAUCAAUGGGUGUGUCUUUGUUUCCAAAAAAAGCAUCAAAUUUUUUCACACGAAUCGUUCAGCAGAUGAAAAAGCAACGUCAGAAGGGGCUCCAUGACAUGGGAAGAGUAGACUUUCUUCAAUUGAUGGUGGAUGUUCAGCUUUCAGAAAACGCAUCAAAUGGAAAGUUGUCGAGUUCAGAAAAGUAUCUGACCGACAAGGAACUGGAGGCGCAGGCGAUUUUGUUCCUCCUGGCUGGUUACGACACCUCGAGCACAGCUAUCACCUUCGUGGCCUAUUCUCUUGCUUGUAACCCUGACGUCCAGACUAAAGUCCAGCAAGAGAUCGAUACAAUACUGCCAGAUGGGAAAUCCCCAGAUUACGAGACUCUGAAGCACAUGGAGUAUCUGGACAUGGUCGUGAGUGAGAGUCUGCGGAUGUACCCACCAUCAUUUCGUACGGACCGCGUCUGUAAAAAGACGACGGUUGUGAAUGACCUGGUCAUUCCCAAGGGUAUGGUGAUUAACGCGGCAAUAUGGGUGCUCCACUACGACCCGCAGUACUGGGACAAACCUCACGAGUUCCGGCCGGAACGAUUCACCAAGGAGGCCAAGGAGGCGCGUGACCCCUACUGCUACCUGCCCUUCGGUCAAGGCCCCAGGAACUGCAUCGCCAUGCGCUUUGCCCUGAUGUCUGUGAAGAUGGCUGUCUGUCGCAUCCUGCAGCGCUACUCCUUCCACGCGUGCAGCGAGACCACGAUUCCACCGCAAUUCCAGAACAACCCCUUUUUACAGAUUAAAACGCCACUGAAAGUGAAUGUUGUGGAGCGAAAGAAUGCCGAGUGAAAAACCAAUGAACGUAAAAACUGUAGGAAGAAACACGGAGGAAUGAUGACUGGAGCGCCAAUUAGGAGCACCACCUAGACCAGGGGUCGGCAACCAAAAUAACAAGAAGAGCCAUUUCUUUCCAAUUCGGUACAAAAUUCAGUAUUUCAAGAGCCGCAAUGCAUCUGGUACAUACGUACUCAUCGUCAAGAAGCAGCCCGUAAAGAGCCGCAUCCGGCUCCGGAGCCGUAGGUUGCCGACCCCUGACCUAGACAAAUUGUUCUUUAAGUACAUUUAACAGACAUGAUCCAUUUGUGAAUUAAUUUUCGCACGUACAUAUUUGAUUAAAUAUGAUCGAUAUUUUACUUAUUCACAUCCAUGUGUUUCUUAUAGCAGUGCAUGCACUGGCGGAGCCAGUGGGGGUAGGGUGGGGUGGCACGUGCCCCCCCCCCCCCCAAUGAUCCGAUCGAAAUCUCAAAUUUCGAUCAGAUCAUCCCUAAUUUCGAUCGGACCAAUGGGGUUUAUUAGUAGUACAUCGGCAUUUUGUGACCCCAACUGCCACUGUGUAGCAUAUUAUUACGUGCCAGGGACUCUAUGAGAUGAUAGGAUAAUAGUCUGAGUCCAUAAUUGGCAAUAAGUAACGGCAAAGUAGUUAUAAGUGACUCAGAAUUGUGCGCAGUUGCAUCAACACCUUCAGCGAGCGCGAUGCCGAUCACACAACGCGGUUCGAAUUCGACCCUUGAUCGAUGACUGCGCCAUUGCCGCACACGCGUCGAAUAAAAAGCAAGGGACAAGUCCUUACUUACUAACAACUCCCCGAUCAUUUUUCAUUGCUGGAGGGGUUGCCCCCCCCUACCUGAAAAUCCUGGCUCCGCCAUUGAGUGCAUUUAGACGAUGUUAUCUGCCGUUAUGGUUUAGUAGUUGAUAAACAAAAACAUGUAAUAAUACACUGCUUUUAAAGCGCACGCAUUCCUAUGAUGUACGAUUAUUGGGUGGCGGUUCUGAAAAAUUGUGUAGAUUCAAUAUUCUUAUUAGUGGGGACCAAUAACCCCUGUUCAUGUUCCACCAAAUGUUCAUCAAGAUAGUGCUAGAUUUACAGAUGCCACAGAGUUUAUGGGCUCAGUAAAUCACGAUUGAUUUGAACCUUUGGCAUCUAUGACUGAGCGCUAACUGCUAUAUAACACAUAUGCCAUUCCGCCAUAACAUCUUUCAUUUAUCGACAAAUGAUUACAGCUGGGCGAAUAAACAAACCAUAUAGAAUGGGAGGUUAAAUGGGUUUGCAAAUAACGACGACUGACGGGAUCGAUCUUUGGCCGCACAGCGUUUUCCGCAAUAUGAGACCUGGGAAUUAAGGGCCAGAGCCAGCGUUCGGCAAUCAGAGCUGUAUCGGAGUGUCAGUGGCUCUGGAUGAAGAGGAAAGACCCCAGCUGGGCCCCGAAGUGAGAAGGCCAGGAGGUAUGCAGUCAACAAUGCUUGACUCAGGGAGGAGGACGUCCCUGCCAUGCAUAGUCCCAUGGGAUGUUGGCUAUCAACAACAAGGCAACUCCUACGACUAAUUGGGCAUGGGACGCAAGCGUAGGAUUGAUCACCCUGUCGCUGGCCGCCUUUGGGGAGGGUGUAUAGUGUGAAAGGCCGAAACACCCGAGGAACCAAAGGUACACUACUGACGAUGCGCUCCCCAAAUUUCACCAGGCUCAUUGUUCAUGAACUCUUAGAAGUGCUUGCACAAAGGAUAGUAACAUCUCAUCCUGUGUUCUUGGAAUCAGACGCAGACUAAGUCUUGUAUUGUCGAAUCUUCUGGUCGGGUGUUUUUUUUUUCUUCGGUCAGGAGCCUACCGCUUUUGGGUUUCCUCCGUGUGCUUGUACUGUAAUCACAAAUUGCCUUAAAAACAUUGGGAUAUCGUUUAUACUGUUGAUAUGAUUAUGCAUGAUUUUUUUUGCCAAGUCGAUGCUCUGCUAAUAGUACAUUACACCGUAUGAACUAAA